ACCACCACCGCUGCCACUACCACCGCCACCUGUACCUUCACCUCCACCUUCACCUCCUUCUUCUGCUCUAUGUUCUAUUCCUCCUCCUCUUCCUCCUCCUCCUCCUCCUCCUCCUCCUGCUGUUUUCUCUUCUGCUUCGUAACCCUCUUCCUCCUCCUUGUCUUCCUUUUUUCCUUUCUCUUCUUACCUCUCUUUCCCUUUCGAAUUCUAACAAGUAUUAGUAGUUCACAGUAACGUUUCAACUUUCUUGCAAAACAUGGAACGAACGUAAUACACCAACUUUUUUUUCACGUAUAAAUUUUCUACUUUUGUUUCCCGUUGUUUUACAUAUCGUGCAUGUACUUAAGAAUUCAUUCUGUACAGAAAGUUUAAUCGACGAGAGCUCGAGUUUGCUUUCUUCUUCUCCUGUUUUUCUUUUUCUUUCCUUUCCCUUUUCGGGGAACAGUAGAAAAUACAGAAAUACAGGACAAGAUCACGCAACGGAUGUAAAAUCUUUUUCUCUGGCGUGUGGCGUGUAGAAAUUAUACGGGAAAACUGAUAACCGAUGGACGAAAACAAACAAGUACGAAGAAGAAAUAUGACAAGCAAAAUUAACGGUAAAUUUCGCAUAAAUGGAACACUGUAAAAGAGAGGGGAAAAUACAAUAACGUCCGAAACGUAACGACACGCGGCACCAAUUUGUCAGGUUCAGAGCAAAGAGCAAAGCAUCGGUGAUAGAGUAGCCAAUCACAGUGAAUACUGACUCGGAAUCGGACUGGUUGUGUAGGGCUGCGAAGCACGCACACGCUUUGCCAUCCUUUUCUAUUGCGGUCGAGCCCCUCUGUAGGUACGACUGCCACUUAACGCGAAUGGACGGUUAAAAGACCCUCCUGUGCGAGUCAAGCGGCCACUCGAAACAACUACGAUCAGCCUAGGUUCCUCUUACGCGCACCCGUUCAUUGCUAACCCCCUCCUCUGAUCCUACUUCACUUCCCUUCCCCUUUCCUCCCUUUCGCUGUCUUUCAGUUGUACCUCUGCACGCGCGUGCUCGUGUUCUCUCGCGGCGAACCGUAUCGCGAGUCACAACGGAAUGGUUAUACUCCAUUUACUCGUACGUAAAGUAUCAUGCGGUCCGAAAACAGAAUUCAUCCGAAUUUUUCUAUUCCGAUUCCCUAACACCGUGCCGUUCCGUUCUUGCCGUUUCUUCCAACGAAAUUCCAAACUUGGAUCUUCCAAAUACGGCUAUACGAAUCAACCUUUCUCUCCAUCGUCGAAGAAUGAAAUUCCGAAUCGCGUGUGAUCAUCCAUCUUCUAUCAUGCAAGCUUUGAAAUAAUCGAUCAACGUUUGGGACGGUCGUUAGACUCCUCCUCCAUUCCAUAUUUACCAUCAGGCUUUUUAUAGGAUUCCUUCUCUUCGCUAAAGGACAAACAGUUACGGAAGAAGCGUGGAACAAGGAGAUAUCGACGAUGUACGUGGCGGAAAAUGUUCUCGUAUCAUACGCUUCCUUGACGGAAGGGACAACGGCUUUACAUGGUUAUUCUGGCGUCUUAGUCGCAGAACAUUGGGUACUAGCACACGGUUCCAUGCUGGCUCCAGUUUUAUCUCGAUCCCGGGAUUUCCUUCGUUUCUUUACAGUUUUAAAUUCCGGAGAUUUAACUAUGGCUCAAGCAUCGGAACAGUUGUUCGAUGAUUUAACGUUUCAGAUACAUCGUAAUCAUUCGUUAAAGGAAUCAGGAAAGUUAGUAGCUGUUUGGAAAUGUCCCCUUUUGGAGGAAACGCUGGAGAUGUCUUUGAAAAAUUUUACCUUCGAGGAACAACACGACUUUGGUCGUCUUUUAUUACCUGUCUUCUUGAUGAUCAAAUGCAAAUCGUUGGAAUCGAGCGACGAAACAAUAGGACGAGAAAAAGACUCGACGUUCGUAGAAAGUAAGCAGCUGGGCGGAGAAUCAGAAGUAACGGAUGAAGCGAAAGUUAAACAAGUUUUACUUCAACUCGCGAAACAAGCUACUGUCGGCAAAAUUACAAAAGGAGCUAUCGUUGAAUUAGUCUCGACGCCAUUCGGAAAUGCAUUUUUUAUCGACUCCGUGAGUCGCGGAAUUAUUGGAAACUUACUUGGAACCAACCAGUGUCUUAUCGUAAUCGACGCGACUAGUUUCCCCGGAUGUGAAGGUAGUCCUGUAUUUUUAAUCAACGAUUGUGGUCGAAGAAAUAUUUGCGGCAUGGUAAUUGCGUCAUUAAGCCGGUACCGCGGAGAAUGGGUAAAUUGUACUUUCGCUGUGAACCUGUUAUCAUUGUUGAAACGAAUUCUCCAAAGUCGUAUCUCGAAAGACGAUUCUCGAUGCAAGAUUUUACCUUUCACAUGGCGCGGUCUGCCCGAAAUUGACACCCUUGAAAAAAGUAUAGCGAUCGUAAAGUGUGGACCGAACUGGGGCACCGCUACUUUAGUAGACGAACAAAGCGGAACAUUCAUAACGUGCGCACAUGUCGUUACAAUGGCACCAGAAAGAAGGAUUAAACUUGCAACCUGCAUUAUGUCGCGCACGGAUAAGUUCGAAUGGUUUGCAGAAGCAAAUUUGAUAUAUAAAACACCUACAGAACGACCUUAUGAUAUUGCUGUAUUGAAGAUCGAUGUAAAGUUCAAAGAACCUUCGAUGAAGGCUAUCGAACUAGCUGAUACAGAUGCGCAGAAGGGGGAAGAAAUACUUUCUAUAGGAUUUCCAAUCUCCUUGAAAGGACGGGCCACCAUCAGCAGCGGAAUAAUAUCAAAAACCUGGCGACACAUGUUUCAAACCGAUUGUUGCGUACACGGUGGCGUUAGCGGUGGACCCAUUGUUCGACGCGCCAAUUUUAAAAUGUUGGGGAUAGUGGUUUGCAGCGUUGCUUUAUCGAACGAUUCUGUUUUAUAUCCACGAUUGUGCAUGGCAAUACCGACUACUGUUUUUAAGAAACCACUGGAUGAUUAUCUACGAACUGCUGAUCCUAAAGCGUUAGAAGGAUUGACCCAAUAUGAUAAGAGAGUUGCAAGCACUUGGAAUUUUGCUCCUUUUCUUACCUCAAAUAUGUAAUAUAUAAACUGUGUUAAACAAAGUAAAUAUAAUACAUCGAAGAAAACAAGGCCUUUAUUCGUUCGACGAUCGAUUUCAACAGACUAAAAUCAACUUGAUGCAAUUUUAUAAUGUGCUACUUAAGGAAAUUCAAAAGUUUCGAUAUAGCGUAUAUAUCGUUAUGCAGGAUCUAUUUCUCUAGAUAAAAACACCAACUAAAUAUAAGUAAAAUACUUUAUCGGAAUAAAUUUAAUGUAUAUUUUGUAUAUUUUCAUGAUAUAUGUUAAAUGUUGUUAAAUGUCGAAUAGAACAUUAAGCAUUUAAUUUCUAUAAAUUCCAUUCGUUGAUUUACGUAGAACAAUUGUAGUAUCUUAUUUUGUUUAUAUCAGAAGAUACGAAAAAUAAAAGAACAUAUUACAAGAUAA
Molecule: messenger RNA, 3449 nt
Organism: Bombus pascuorum
Lineage: Eukaryota; Metazoa; Arthropoda; Insecta; Hymenoptera; Apidae
Product: peroxisomal leader peptide-processing protease
Exons: 7
Coding region: 1447-3045 (532 amino acids)
Biological process (GO): protein processing; regulation of fatty acid beta-oxidation
Cellular component (GO): peroxisome
Molecular function (GO): serine-type endopeptidase activity
Source: RefSeq, a predicted model, not a curated record